This is a messenger RNA of Sebastes umbrosus (honeycomb rockfish), 5363 nucleotides long. It is a transcript of the gene zdhhc8b, whose product is annotated as zinc finger DHHC-type palmitoyltransferase 8b. Gene Ontology annotation, molecular function: palmitoyltransferase activity. Gene Ontology annotation, biological process: protein palmitoylation. The coding region runs from base 318 to 2624 and encodes 768 amino acids. NCBI's taxonomy places the organism in Eukaryota, Metazoa, Chordata, Actinopteri, Perciformes, Sebastidae. The transcript is spliced from 11 exons. The record is from RefSeq and is a predicted model, not a curated record.
CAUUGCUCCGAUCAUUCUCCCUCUGAAGACACUCGCAGGGUUUACACAGACAGAGGCUCCACCUUUCCAGGCGGUUCAGUGAGCUCAGCAGUGGGCUGGAUCUGGAUCUGGACUGGGAGGGAUCAUCUCCAGUGAGUGAGCUGCUCUCUCUGUGUGUUCCUGCCUCUCUAUCUGAGGAUCUAUGCGGCUCCAGCGAUUGCACAGAAGACCUACCUUUACUAGCCACAGAAAGGCCUGCAUACUGCACCCUGGACCGUUUUCUUUUCUACAUGCGACUCCAAUCGGAAUAAAUAAUUGAGGAAUGUGGAAAUUACAGAAUGCCCACCAGCGCUGGAAAGAGAUUUAAACCCACCAAAUACAUCCCAGUGUCCACUGCUGCCACUCUCCUGGUGGGAUCGACCACUUUAUUUUUCGUUUUCACGUGCCCCUGGUUGACGAAGGUGAUCUCUCCCGCCGUGCCUCUCUACAAUGGCUUGGUCUUCCUGUUCGUCUUGGCCAACUUCAGCAUGGCAACCUUCAUGGACCCUGGAGUUUACCCCAGAGCGGACGAGGACGAGGACAAGGACGAUGAUUUCCGGGCGCCGCUCUACAAGAACGUGGAGAUCAAGGGCAUUCAGGUCCGGAUGAAGUGGUGCGCCACCUGUCACUUCUACAGGCCGCCUCGCUGCUCGCACUGCAGCGUCUGUGACAACUGUGUGGAGGACUUCGAUCACCACUGUCCCUGGGUGAACAACUGCAUUGGACGGAGGAACUACCGCUACUUCUUCCUCUUCCUGCUGUCGCUGACCAUCCACAUGGUGGGAGUUUUCUCCUUCGGCCUCAUCUUCGUCCUCCACCACCGAGAGAGACUGGCAGCGCUGCACACCACCGUCACUCUGGUGGUGAUGUGCAUAGCCGGGCUCUUCUUUAUUCCAGUCAUGGGACUCACAGGUUUCCAUAUGGUGCUUGUUGCUCGGGGUCGAACAACCAACGAACAGGUGACGGGCAAAUUUCGUGGAGGAGUAAAUCCCUUCACCAGGGGUUGCUGUGGCAACGUGGAGUAUGUCUUAUGUAGUCCCCUGGCACCUAGGUACAUGAUGGACCCCAGGAAAAAGCCCCAUGUCAAAAUUCAGCCCCCAUUCAUCAGACCUGACCUGUCAGAGAGGCAAAUCACCAUCAAGAUCAGUGACAACGGCAUCCACACCACCAUCAUCAGCUCCAAGUCCAAAAGCAGCCUGGACGGCCUGGAUGAGAAAGAAACCCAGCCGCCGCUGCCGCCCAAAGCUGACCGGUACAACCAGCUGAAGGGCCAGCUGACCUCCAGCGAAGUAGAUAGUUCUCUUUCUGGUAAGACCCACCCGUCCACUCCAGCCAUGUACAAAUUCAGGCCGUCCUUUGGCACCAUGCCCAAAGUCCACUACCACACUGCUGGAGAGAAGAUUACCAUGCCAGAUGACCGGAAGACCUCGGCUAUCUUGGAAGAGGGUGUCCGCGGUCACGACUACCGAUCUGAGCCAAACCUGGACCUGCCCGAGUACACCAACGCUCCCCUCCACCGCACCUUCCAGUCCUCUCCCCUCCAGCUGGACGCUGACCCCAUCACCUCCCGCUCUCUCAGCCUGAAGCAGGGUCACCACCGGCCGGAGAAGGGCCAGCUCCCGGCCCUGCAGCCGCAGACGGUCACCUCCACCCCGUACAAGAGUGUCUUCUCGCCCAACACGCUCUCCAACCGUAACGGCAGCUUGUCUUACGACAGCCUGCUCAACCCCAGCAUCUCCCCAGCCACUGCCAGCGAGUGCAUGGCCCACCGCGGCAUGCCGUCCAUUGGGUUCCACUCGCCCUACCUGCCCACCAAAACGUGCCACAUCCGGGAACCUGAAAUGCAGAGGCACCAGGUCACCGCCACCUACAGUCCAGUGAUGCCACCCAGGGGGAUUGGCAGGCAUUCCCCUCACCUAAGGGACAGGGACAGGGACCCGUCCCCGGUGCGCUACGACAACCUCUCCCAGACCAUCAUGGCCUCCAUCCAGGAGCGAAAGGAGAUGGAGGAGAGGGAGAAACGGCAGAUACUGCAUGGGCGCUCCCAGACCCAUAUCUAUGCCCAGGACUCUGGCAUGUUUGAUGGGGGCUAUGGCCUACCCCCAAAUGCUUGCUACCCAGAUGGGCCUCGCGGCCCCACAUCCAGAGGUCCAACACCCCCAGCCUAUGGAGGUUCCAGGGACAACCUGAUGGGGGUCGGGCUGGUGAGCUACGGCCAACGAACCCCUGUGUUGCGCCAUGCCGGCUCCACACUGGGUCGUGCCCCUAGGACUUCCUCCACCUCCCUGCACACAGAUCACAGUAGCAGCAACAGCAGCCAGAGCAGGGCCACUUGCCCUGAGGGCCCCUAUCGGUCCCCAUCCCACCAGCCCCACUCCCCUGCUAUGCCCCGAUCCCCCUCCUACUCCCACCAGAAACUCUCCUACAUCAGUGCCCAUGAGAGGACAGAAUCACCUCGUCCGGGGGGCCCAAGAGAGGCCAUGAAAGUUAACGGGCAGAUGGACUGCCAUCCCGGCACCCAAGGGUCCGCCCUCAGCCCCAGUCGCCACAGUAACGUCAAAAAGGUGACAGGUGUAGGAGGCACCACGUAUGAGAUAUCAGUGUGAGCAGGGACACCGCAUCCACCUCCGACGACAACGACCCCCCCUGCCGCAAAGAGAUUCUCUCCUCUCUGUUAUUUUAGUGAAGUCUAGAUAACAGCCAGUCAGCGGGGGCACGUGUUUUGGAGCUAUUGUCCAAUCAGAGGAUCUGUCUGCCCUUGUGUGGGUCUGUCUAGCCUGUAUGUGUUCGUACCGGAGGGGUUGCUUGUCAGUUGAUUCCGCUGCAGGCUGUAUGUGUGAGGAGUGUCUUGUCAUUAACAUUUUGUGGCUCAUCAUCUUAAGAGUGGACCGUCGAUGUUAAUACCGUUGUCUCUCAGCUGUGGUCAUGAAGCGUACGUUGUUCCAAAAUGUCACUCAAACUUUGCUCCAGCGAGCGCUGAAGGCUGAGCAAAGAAAAAAACACUACCGAUGAAUUAAACACUGACAUCCUCACUACGGACCUCUGUGAGAAGACUAACGUCCUUUCCGAGUCAAUUGACCUCAAGAAGUCAAGGUGCUUCACAUUAACUUGUUCUGUCCAUGCCGUCUCCAGCAUAUAUGUUGGAGUUGUUCAGCUUUGAGAAGUGACGGAGGACCGAUAGGUUAGAUCAGCACCGACUGCAUUUGCAGGCAACGCGAGAUAAGUGAGGUGAGAAGCUGGGAGAGGGGAAAGUCAUCGUACCAUGUCUGGUGGUUGCAUUCGAAAUUCAUUGAGAAAAGCUUGCCGUUACUCAAAAAUAAACUUCUUUGUCAAAAAGAAAUUUCUCAGGAAUGGAUGCAACCAGCAGAGAUGCUAGUUGAUAUUAAUUCAUACGUUAUGAAUGGCUCCUUCUUUGUCUCCGAUUAUUAGGGCUCGAGUAUAGCUUAGCCCCCUUUAUUCUCUUCACAAAGGUGCAGUACAUCGUCAUCGGCUUCUGUUUGUUUUAGUGGAGUUCAGUUCGGUGAUUUCAACAUGACACAAGUGCUGGCAGAUACGUUAGCGUUCUGAAAGAUCCGAAUACCUCAUCCCAAGAGUUCAGAACGAGUUCGGCCUUGCACAACCAAAACAACUUUCUGUUUAUGUUUUGUUAAAAAAAAAAAAAGAAGAAACAUUGUUUAGGGUGUAAGUUGUUUGUGUUAUAAUCAUAGGAAUGGAAAAGUGUAGAGAAACAAGCCAUUUGUCCCAUGUAGUAACAUGAAGGUCACCCAUUCAUUAUUUUGUAUUUUUUUUUUAAUGGCUUUGUUUCCUUUUUAUAUAGCCAACCUUUCAAAAGCUAUGUUUGAUACAUCUUUUUUUAUACAGAUAAUUAAGCCUGGAAUGGAUGUUUAAUUUUGAGUGGAGUUUUUUUUUUUUUGUUUUGUUGAUAAAUUAGAAAUUCAGUAAAUAAAUGAGGUCAUUAUAAUGGAAAUAAAGUAAAUACAGCUUGCUCUACCUUGCAGUGUAAAGAUGAUGAAAUUUUAUUACAAGAUAUGAGAUUUGAGGGAGUGAGAUAUUAAAGUCACAAUCUUUGAUGAGUGAAGUCAGUCACUGACAUGCCAAUGUCAACGUGUGCUGUACACGAGUCAAGGAUUGGGCUUGCCUUGAGAUUUCAUGCCAAAAGUGUCAACGCACCCCUUCAUUUCUCAGAGACAGGGAAUGGGUGACAUCACUACCAUGUCACAAUGACAUCACGGAGACUGAGCAUGUCAAAUCAAUCCAUUUGCAGCAGCUGUCUGGUACAGCUCCAGUAUUACCCGCCACUCAGAGAUGCAAAACUUUUGUUUUUAUUUAGCUAUUAAUUGAAAAAAAAAGUCUCAGACCAUGUAUUAUUUUCGACCAUAAAAAUGAGCUGAUAAUAUCUCAGUAAGAGAAAGGUUUUUAUUUAUAUUUUGCAUCAACUGAAUAUGAAAAAAAAAUGGAUGUAGAGUGGUAGAUUUGGUCCAGUUACAUUUGCAUGAAGAAUAAACCAUUGUUGCCUUUUGAGAGGAAAAGCUACUUUCAUACACAAUGAAAUGUGGCUCGUUGAAAUUGUACACUAAGAGAUAAUUAGAGCAGCAGAUGGCAGGAGUUACAGACUGGAUAAGAAAGUUCUGGAAGAAAAGGCCAAUGUACAAGGUAAUGAAUGAUCUCGCUUAAUUAUGAAAUGACAUCACUUUUUACAGGAUCUGUUUUCUUCCCAUAUCUGAUGCAUUCAUAUAGAUUCCUCUCUCCAGAGUGUAAAGGCCGGUAGCUGUGGUAGAGUCUUGCUUUCUGACAAGGUUGGAUGUUAUCGAAAACCUUCUGGUUAGUACGGUCUCCCUUUUAAGGUCUCACCCAGCUGCCUUACCAUGAACACAGUAAUGUGAAGUAACAGGAUACUCUAUUCAAGUCAUGUAUUUCUGAAUUGUUAAAAGUUGUUUCUGUUGUGAGGCUGUGGUAUACAGGGAUACUUUUUUGGCAAAUCUGAUGGGUGUCAGUGGAACAGCCAACUGGAAAAUACCUAUUACGAGUUGCCUGAAAAUACCCCCCGUCUAUCACGACCACGUAUGAAAACACUAUCGAUGUCAUUCCUCUUUAAGAUGACUGCCAUUAGUCCAAUGUUCUUAUUUUUGGGAUGGACAUCACUGCAGGUCAGGGACCAUUCCUGACAGUAAUCUAUCAGCUACAAGCUGAUUUUUUUUUUCUUUCUGAAACUCAAAUAGAAAGUUCAAUAUGUAAUUAAAACAUAGAAUAUACUAUAAAUGUACAUGCGUUCCUAUUUUUGUGAAGAGGAAAUGUUUCCCAAUGACCUGAGCAGAGUAAAUAAAGUUUCCAACUCUUUGAGUGAA